Molecule: messenger RNA, 483 nt
Organism: Fusarium venenatum
Lineage: Eukaryota; Fungi; Ascomycota; Sordariomycetes; Hypocreales; Nectriaceae
Source: RefSeq, a predicted model, not a curated record
AUGGACUUGCCAAAGAACCUCUACAAGGACGUUGAUUGCACAAGGCGAUGGCCUGGGGGCAAUCCUUCUUCACGCUUCGCAUGGAACGUGAGUCUAUCAAAUCCAACCAAGGCCGAUAGACAAGAAGAUAACCCGAAAUCCGACGAUGUAACUCAGCCAACAAGGGGGCGUACCCCCACUGGUUCCCCACGGGACACAGUCCUGCACAGGAAGUGCAUCAUCUACUUCUGUAUCUCAAUCGACAAGAAGGCACACGAAUUAUGCGGAGUGUCGAUUGUCGUCAUCCAAACUAGCAUUGGCAAGCCGAUCCCAUUCCUAUUGAUGACGAAGGAGCAUCAGUUCGUGCAUCCAAGAACACUUAUGAGAAGUAUCUCGGGACUAAUUCGUUGGGUGAUCAAGGGUAAAGUCGGCGAAGAUUUUACAGCUAAACUGAACACUUACCACCAUGCGAAGAAAGACUCUGCUACACCAGAUUGUCGUUAG